AGUAAAAAAAAAAAAAUUGUUUUCAUGUUUUCAAUAUUUUAAAAUGUAAACAAAAAGGACAUUUUAAUGGGAAAUUAAGUAUUAUUUUUAAAACAAAUUAAUAAGAAAAAAAUCUUUAAAUUUUCUUAGUAUAUUACUAUGUCUUUAGCAGAUAGCUCGACAAGUAAAGCUAAUGACUACUUUUCAAGAUUGGAAGUCGAUGGCGAAGAUGUUGGUGAAUUCAUUGACCACUGGGAUACUGGUGAACUUUUAUUUCUUGCAUCUUCAGUUCAAAGGAGUGAUAGGAAUUGGGUCUCAGUAGCCAGAGGUCUGAAACUUUAUGGAGAACAAACACGUCCUUCAGAUUUUUAUACACCUAAAAAUUGUGCUCUGCAGUACACAAAAUUACUUAGUGAAAUUGAUGAAGAUUCUAAAAAAAAAUCUGUACCUAGAACAGAGAGGGAAACUUCAGAAGCUAUGCUUGUCAAAAACCUAACUGACAAACGAUUAAGCGAGCUUGCAUGGUUAAAUCAGCAAACCAAAUCUGCCGCAAAUGUUUUGAAAUCAUAUAUUGAUAUGGUUGAAAAUGGGGAAUUUGAUGACCAGCUUGAUGAUAUGUUACAAAAUCUUGAAGAAAAGGAAAAACGGGAAGAACAGAAGUAUGCUGAAUAUAUUUCAAAACGAGAAACAUUAAAUUCAUCAAAAAAAUUGAAUAAGAGUCGCCUGGCAAAAGGUAAAGGAUCGAAAGCUUUCGAUUCCAAAAAGAAACAUUUGUUUCCCGAAGUAGCUGAAGAUUCUCCCAGUAAAGCUGCAGUUGCUGAAGUCGUUAAGAAUAUAAAAAAAGAGAUUGAAGAAGAAGAAUUAGCUGCAUCAACAAAACAUAUUAAAAUCAAAAGUGAACUGGACACCAACAUUAGUUUGAAUGCUCUUCUUGACAGCAAAGUGACAAUGCCAGCCUCUGUUCCACCAACAUCACCCCUUUUGACAUCACUGUUGCGUACUAUUACUUCAUCUAGUUCACCACAGUUGCCGCCAUUAUCCACUUCUCCUCUUAAAGACAAUAUUAAGAUUGAAGCCUCGUCUCGCAGCUCUGAAAACUCCUCUAAAAAAAUUGAUGUAUUUCUUUCACCAACCACUAUUCCUUCAAGUAUUUCACCACUUCUAACAACUUUGCUCAAAUCAGCCACUCCCCUGCCACCACUUACCAAUAGCAUGGCUCCUCUUCUGAAGGAGUCUGGUGAUGGAGACCACUCAAAAUCAGAAAUGGAUAUUCUAGGAUUUUUAAAAUCUAAAGAAGUCUCCCCCCGGGCACCACAGUCACCUCGUCCUACUCCAUCCUCAUCACCUUUAUUGAAUUCAUUGUUAAAGAAUUCACCAUCUUCCAUUGCAUCCAAAGAUGUAUCCCCUAAGGCUUCUCCGCAACCAUUUUUCAAUCCUUCAAAUGCUUUAGCAAGUGCUCAACAACUAGCUACCUCUUCACAAUCACUAAGUCAUCAGUUUUUCCCUCAUGAGGCCAAUGAAACCAGGAAAGCAUUAUUCCAGCCUGCAACAUCAUCAGCCUGUCUUUCUGCACCAACAUUAUCGAAGCUUCUUGAAAUGCCACCCAGUACACCUGGAAGAUUGCCACCCCUUCCUGUUCUUGAUCCUCCUCUCACGUCUGCAGCUAAAGUAAUCAGUCCCCCAAAACAGACCGACCUGAAACCGCUCGAGUUUUCUCCUACUAGAAGAUCUGCUGAAAAAAUCCCUGCUUCCUUACAAUUCACCACAGAACUUCAAGCACCUGCAACUUUUUCUGAAGCCACUCUAAAAGCUGAUGUAGCAAGUACUACUGUUAAAUCAUCGACACUCGGUGUAAAAAUUGAAUCGAUGGACAGUUCGAAAGAUGUUGCUCUAUUAGAGGAAAUUUGUGAGAGCCUACAAAACGAGACGCGUGCUGAACUGGAAGCUAAAUUAGAAAUAGUUGAACAAGAGUUGUCAUCGUUGGCUAGUGUCAAAAUCGAACCAAAUAUAAACAAGAGAGAAGCAAUAAGCAGCAGUGAUGACUUUUCCCCAGAUCUAUUGUCUGACAUCAAGUUGGAUAAAAUAGAAGAUUUAGCAGACAUUAAACCUGAUCUUAGUCUGUUUACUGAUGAUUGUCCAUUGAUUUCUAAAGCAGAAAAUGAUGAGAAAGAGACUAGUCGAAAAAUAUUUAAGAGUAGGACUCCCAAGAAAACGCCAUCCUCAGAAGAUAAAGUAGAGGAAACUAAUGUAUUGUCAACAUCAACCAAAAUUAAUGUAGAACCUGAGAGUCCUGUAAAAAAGAAAACUGACCUUGAUAGUCCUUUGCCUAAAAUUUCUUCAAAUUUAGAUUCUGAUAAUGGACUGCUUGACAAGUUUUUGGAUACAAAAUCAGAAAAAAAAGAUGAGUCAUUCAAAAAAGCUGAAUAUGCUUCACCUGAAAAAAUGGAUACAAGUGAAGAUGAUUCAGCUAUUAGACGUUCUGGAAGAAAAUCCAAGAAAAUUCGUGGUUCAAAGCCUCCAAAACCUGUUGAACCUAAAGAUCAAUAUGAAUUCACAGAAAGCGCUGAAGAAAACUCAGUUGGUUAUCAAACAUCAACUUUGUGCUAUGGAUCAAGAAUAAAAGAAAGACUUGAGGAUAAAACAAAAUUCUCCAACCAAGAUUCUGAAGAAUCAACGCUUAUUUCAAAUACUGAAUCUUCAAUUCUGGAUAAGAAAUCACCUAUCAAAAGCAAGACAGAAAGCACUGAAAUACUAACUUGUGGUGAUGAUGAUGUGGUGUUCUCUGACGAUGCAUCAAAUUCUAUGUUAACUGAAGAUAAGCUGAAACAAUGGGAUGAAUCAACAGACACCUCAAAAAUUUCAGGAAAUGGCAAAAUGAAUCAAAGGUCUUUAAAGGUUGGAGAGACUUUUAAAAAGAAACCACCGCUUAAAAGGCAUUUGCCCAGUAAAAGUAAUACAUCUCUUAAAAAAGUAAGAAAAUUAACGGGUUCAGAUUUUGAUGAUCUCUCUGCAUGCUCCAGAGACUCUGAAGAUGUUGUUUCAAGCGGAUGGAAAAAGGAUUCAGAUCUCAAAGAUCUUAAGAAUUUGCCCGAGUGUAAAGUUGAAAUUACAGAUAGUCGAUUAUCUUCAUCAGUUGCAAUUGAUUCUGAGCAAGUGGACGAUAUGGAAGGAUCAUUGCAAGGAUCGACUGACUUCUCCCCCCUUCAAGCAAGUGAAGUUAAGGAUGAAAAAGAUACUUCACAAUUUGGAAAACAAGAUUGGUUCCAUGGCGUCAGUCCGAAAAGCUCGGAACAUAUAUCACAAAGCUCUGAAGAAUCAGAAUAUGAAUCAGAUAAUUGGGACAGUCAUUCUGUUAGUACAAAUAAAAGUACAUCUGAUCAUCUGCCAAGAACAAAAAGGAAAGAAAGAGAAUCUGCUGAAUAUAAAGCUUGGAAAAAAGCAAUCCAUAUAGUAUUAAGAGAAGCUUCUUGUCAUAAGUAUGCAAAUGUUUUUCUUCAAAAAGUAACAAAUGAUGUUGCUCCUGGAUAUUCAAGUAUUGUUUACAGACCUAUGGACUUGUCUUUGAUUAAGAAGAACAUUGAUAAUGGUACGAUACGAACAACAGAUGAAUUCCACCGUGAUAUGCUUCUGAUGUUCCAAAAUGCUAUUAUGUACAAUAGUUCUGAUCACGAUGUUUAUAAGAUGGCUGUAGAAAUGCAGUCAGAUGUUAUAGACCAAAUAAAGGCCUUCCUCACUACACAAUACAAUGAUGUACAAAAUGAGCCUACUUCAUCCUUAAGGGCUGCAAGAAUAAGUAAGCUACAAAAAGGGGGUGGAAAGCAGCCGUCAGCCACAAGUUCUUCUAAAGCAAAGGAUGAAGCAGAGCGCGAUUGAGAAGUGCUUUGAUUUCUAAAAAUUAGUGGAACGAGACUCACAGUUCAUUCCAAAUUUGUAUAUUUUUUACCUUUAGAAAAAAAAGUGCAAAUAUUACAAUUAUUGCUUGUAAUAGCUGAAUAAAUUUGCAUUGUAUAUAGUGUAAA
This is a messenger RNA of Parasteatoda tepidariorum (common house spider), 3998 nucleotides long. RefSeq lists its product as uncharacterized. The record is from RefSeq and is a predicted model, not a curated record. Gene Ontology annotation, molecular function: protein binding. NCBI's taxonomy places the organism in Eukaryota, Metazoa, Arthropoda, Arachnida, Araneae, Theridiidae. Gene Ontology annotation, cellular component: NuA4 histone acetyltransferase complex.